UUUUUACCCCCCGAGUCCCGAUUAAUAACCGAUGCACCUCUCAGGCUCUCUUCCGUAGUCACAGGCUCACAGCUACAAGAGGCUGGCCGAGACUUCUCCUCCGAAGUCAGAAGUGUACCCCAAAUGGCGGCAACUCCGUUAAGCUCGUCUUCUUCAUGCACAAGCACAAACCCUGGCUUCGAUUGUGUUUCCAAAACCCUAAAAGACUCGUUUCUCACCAAGAAACCUUCAAUCAUUCGAUUGCCGAAGGAGAAAAGCCAGAUUAGUUGCGAGCUUAGAGGUUUCGGAGACCAUCGGAGAUGGAACACAGAUUACGGGUCUCAAAUCGAUCAUCUUAACAUCAUUCAGAGCUCUUCUGCUCUUCCAAUGGCCGCGAAUGCUGCACUAGAUUCGCUUCCAAAGAAUUCGAAGAAGGUCUGCCUUUUCUACUGCGCAGAGACAAAGGCUCUCGCCGAGAGAGUUGCUGCGGAAUCAGACGCGAUUGAGCUCCGAAGCAUCACGUGGAGGACAUUUGAAGAUGGAUUCCCCAACUUAUUCAUUACAAAUGCUCAUGGCAUACGUGGCCAGCAUGUAGCCUUUUUGGCAUCAUUCAGUUCCCCAGGGGUAAUUUUUGAGCAACUCUCUGUUAUAUAUGCAUUGCCGAAGCUCUUUGUCUCAUCAUUUACACUUGUCCUCCCCUUUUUUCCCACUGGUACUUCUGAGCGUAUGGAGGAGGAAGGAGAUGUUGCAACAGCAUUCACUCUUGCAAGGAUCUUGUCAAAUAUACCAAUUUCAAGGGGUGGACCCACUAGUCUAGUGAUUUUUGACAUUCAUGCCUUGCAGGAAAGAUUCUACUUUGGUGAUAAUAUCUUACCAUACUUUGAGAGUGGAGUACCUUUGCUUAAGAAUAGGCUCCAACAGCUCCCUGAUUCUGACAAUAUAUCCAUUGCUUUUCCUGAUGAUGGUGCAUGGAAGCGCUUCCAUAGGCAGUUGCAGCAUUUCCCAACGAUUGUCUGCAAUAAAGUUCGUGAAGACGACCAACGAAUUGUACGCCUUAAAGAGGGAGAUCCCAGAGGCCGUCAUGUUGUAAUUGUUGAUGAUCUGGUCCAAUCUGGUGGUACUCUGAUUGAAUGUCAGAAAAUGCUGGCUGCACAUGGAGCAUCCAAAAUCAGUGCAUAUGUGACACAUGGAAUUUUCCCUAAUAGGUCCUGGGAACGGUUCCAACACGAUAGUGGAGGGUCCCCAGAUAAUGGACUGGCCUACUUUUGGAUCACAGACUCCUGCCCUUUGACAGUGAAGGAAGUUAAAAACAGACGCCCCUUUGAAGUGCUUAGUCUUGCUGGCUCCAUAGCAGCCGCCCUUAAGAUAUAACAUAGUCUAUGUUCGGAGAAGUUCUAUUUAUCUACCUACUCUUUUUUUCCCCUUCGAUUUGCAAGUUUUGAUGGCAUUUGGAGAGUCUCAGAAUUUUGGACUAGUUGCGGCUUAAAUGCAUUUGUAUCAUUGCCUAUAUCGACAGAAAAUAAUAUCAAUCCUUGUUCCAACUUCAA
Messenger RNA from Nelumbo nucifera (sacred lotus), 1526 nucleotides. Its product is annotated as ribose-phosphate pyrophosphokinase 4. Gene Ontology annotation, cellular component: cytoplasm; ribose phosphate diphosphokinase complex. NCBI's taxonomy places the organism in Eukaryota, Viridiplantae, Streptophyta, Magnoliopsida, Proteales, Nelumbonaceae. The record is from RefSeq and is a predicted model, not a curated record. Gene Ontology annotation, molecular function: magnesium ion binding. Gene Ontology annotation, biological process: 5-phosphoribose 1-diphosphate biosynthetic process; purine nucleotide biosynthetic process.